AUGUGUGACCAGGAGGAAAUUCGUAAGUUAUGGCUCUGCCAAAAAACAAUAUUCCAAAUGAUGAAGUGCAGAGGAUACACAGUCUCUGAGGUGGACAUGGAAAUGGACCUUAAUGCAUUUAAAACAUCAUACCCUGCUCUUAUAAAUACAGGUAGCAAGCACUCUCUAUCCAUGCUGUUCCAGCAUACGUCCAUGCCAGAAAAGCAGCUCUUUGUUUUUUUCCCAGACAAUGCAUAUUUCAAAGCUAAGGACAUAAAGCUGUACACCUCCACCCUGGGAAAACAGAAUAUCCACAAUGGCAUAAUUGUGUGCAAGGAAACACUUAAGGCGCACAGUCUUAAGGCCCUUGACGAGUCCAGAAAAGACUACGACUUAGAGCUAUUCUACAUAAAGGAGCUCCUAUUCAACAUAACAAAGCACAAAGAUGUUCCCAAACAUGUUCUUCUGACAGACGAGGAGAAGAAAAGCGUUCUAAAGGAGCGAAAGGUAGGAGAUGCACAGCUCAAGAAGAUUCUAGUGGAUGAUCCUGUUAACAGAUACUAUGCAGGUAAAAGGGGUCAGGUUUACAGAAUAAUCAGAAAUUCAGAGACUGCGGGUAUUUCAAUAGAGUACAGAAUAGUAGAGUAA
Nematocida ausubeli is the source of this 627-nucleotide messenger RNA. RefSeq lists its product as uncharacterized. The coding region runs from base 1 to 627 and encodes 208 amino acids. Gene Ontology annotation, cellular component: RNA polymerase II, core complex; RNA polymerase I complex; RNA polymerase III complex. Gene Ontology annotation, molecular function: DNA binding; DNA-directed RNA polymerase activity. Lineage: Eukaryota; Fungi; Microsporidia. Gene Ontology annotation, biological process: DNA-templated transcription. The transcript has a single exon. The record is from RefSeq and is a predicted model, not a curated record.